AGUCAGGGCAGAGCGCAGCGCGGGCAGCGGAGACCCGUGGCACACAGGCGUCCGGGCUGGAACGAGGCCCGCCGAGAUGGAGUUCCUGCUGGGGAAUCCGUUCAGCACCCCUGUAGGGCAGUGUCUUGGUUGCCUUUUUAUUCUGUUGUUUGUGUCUUUAAUGCAUGAUGGGGGCAGAGUUUGGUAGUGCUGAGAUCAAAGCCAGGCUUGGGGGAAGGGCCCCAUAUUCCAGGAGAAAUAUAAAGCAGUUUCUUUCUGAUUUCACAGAGAAGGCAACAGAUGGCUCCCUGCAGAGCGAGGACUGGACACUGAACAUGGAGAUCUGUGACAUCAUCAAUGAGACAGAAGAAGGGCCAAAGGAUGCCAUCCGAGCUCUGAAGAAGCGGCUCAGUGGGAACCGGAACUACAGAGAAGUGAUGCUGGCCCUGACAGUGCUGGAGACUUGUGUGAAGAACUGUGGCCAUCGCUUUCACCUCCUUGUAGCCAACCGAGACUUCAUUGACAGUGUUCUGGUCAGAAUUAUCUCUCCCAAGAAUAACCCUCCCACCAUCGUCCAGGACAAAGUGCUUGCUCUAAUUCAGGCAUGGGCAGACGCCUUUAGGAGCAGUCCUGACCUCACUGGUGUUGUACACAUCUAUGAAGAACUGAAGAGGAAGGGGAUUGAGUUCCCCAUGGCAGACUUGGACGCUCUGUCUCCUAUCCACACACCCCAGCGGAGUGUCCCAGAAAUGGAUCCAGCUGCCACCAUUCCCAGGUCCCAGUUACAGCCCAGGACAACUGCUGGCUCGUAUUCUUCACCUCCUGCAGCUCCCUACUCUACUCUACAGGCCCCGGCUCUGAGUGUGACGGGCCCCAUCACAGCCAAUUCAGAACAGAUUGCUAGGCUGCGCAGUGAGCUGGACAUUGUUCGGGGAAACACAAAAGUCAUGUCUGAGAUGUUAACAGAAAUGGUCCCUGGGCAGGAGGAUUCUUCUGAUCUGGAACUACUACAGGAGUUGAACAGAACCUGCCGAGCCAUGCAGCACCGCAUAGUGGAGCUCAUCUCCCGAGUGUCCAAUGAGGAGGUCACCGAGGAGCUGCUGCACGUCAACGAUGACCUCAACAAUGUCUUCCUCCGCUAUGAGAGGUUCGAGAGGUACCGGUCUGGCCGAUCCGUUCAGAAUGCCAGCAAUGGAGUACUAAGUGAAGUUACUGAAGACAACUUAAUAGACCUGGGCCCAGGCUCUCCCGCUGUGGUGAGCCCCAUGGUGGGAAGCACGGCACCCCCAUCUUCUCUCUCCUCCCAACUCGCAGGCUUGGACUUGGGGACAGAGAGUGUCAGUGGCACCCUCAGUUCACUUCAGCAGUGCAAGCCACAAGAUGGUUUUGACAUGUUUGCCCAGACCAGAGGAAACUCCUUGGCUGAACAGCGAAAGACGGUCACCUAUGAGGAUCCCCAGGCUGUUGGAGGACUCGCUUCUGCACUAGACAAUCGGAAACAGAGCUCAGAAAUGAUUCCCGUUGCGCAGCCCUCUGUCAUGGACGACAUUGAGGUGUGGCUCAGGACAGACCUGAAGGGUGACGACCUAGAAGAGGGUGUCACGAGUGAAGAGUUUGAUAAGUUCCUGGAAGAAAGAGCCAAAGCUGCAGAAACAGUUCCAGACCUGCCCUCACCCCCAACAGAGGCCCCUGCACCAGCCUCAAACACUUCAAACCGGAAGAAGCCAGAGCGGUCUGAGGAUGCGCUCUUUGCUCUGUGAGCUGUCCUGUGGUCUGCCGCGCCCUGGCAGGUCACUGCUGACUCUCCCAGUGGACACUGGGCACUGGCCACUCCCCCAGCCUGCAUACCUGUAUCUCCAUGGAAAUGCCACUGUGUUUGCACCCAGGCCACCCUGGUCAGGAGCAACUUUGCCACCUUCUCUCUGGGUGGCAACUGCAGCACUGACCAGAGGUCCUGUCCUCCCUCCCCCCGAGGGCCCUCGUGGCCUUCGGUCUUCCCAGAAAGAACCAGUGGCACAGCGCCAGGCAGGGUAGCCCCUUGACACUUUCUGGUCAGAACUCCUGAACUGACCCUCUCAUCUCCCCUUCCUGCUUCUGCCUAGCUCCAUGGCUUCCUUCAGGUGAGACACUGCUCCACUGGACCCCCUUCUUCCAUCAAGGAUUCUGAGAAAGCAGGGCUCAAGCGUUUGUAACUACAGACUUGGUUUCUCUCCUUGAACUGUGUGGUACCUGUGGCACUUAGUGUGUCUGUACUUGAGUGGGUUCUGUGGUUACUACCUUGAAGGGCCCUCAUGUCCCUGGCCCCUUCUCCAUCAGUCGACUGCCAGGCCUGGGACCAAGACAGGGACCUGUGGCUCUUGGUGUGACAGCAGCUGUGAGGGCAGCAUGUGCCCCGCAGAUGGUAGACGGCUUACUCCAGGCACGGCAUGCACACUCACAUUCAUACCCGGCCCUGGUGUCUACAGAGGGUUAUUUGCUAAAGCAACAUGACUUUAAUGCAUCCCAUGACUAGACUUGGUCUUCAACAGCCUCCGCAAGCUAUCUCUAGGCCCAGAAGAAGGUAGCUAUGGGCUGUGCCUGGAGGUUCCAGAUGACCAGGAGCCAUACUCCAGUCCUCUCCUCUCCCUGACAUGGCCUCAGCCUUCAUGGCUGUCCCCACCUCACAUAUCUCUAGCCACCAAUUCAUUCUGAAGCUUGCUAACAGCCUCAGUCUGAGCAAAUGAGAGCUGGCAAUGCCCGGCGGGUCUGGCAAGGCCUUAUCUGGCAGGACCUACGGAGGAUGUCAUUCAGGCUUGCAAAGGCAUCCAGGAAGCCCCUCCUGCAGGGAGCUCAGUUGACCUGCUGAAUGCCCAGACCUCUCUGAGCAUCUGUCUCACCUCCACCCUCCAUUCAGGACCCUUGGCCAACCAGAACUUCUCUCAGUGUUUCUCAAGGGCAGAGCCCUCAAAGGCUGGCCUGGCUGCUAAGGCUUCUGACGGCUUGUCACAUCAGAGGCGGCCAGGGAGCUCAGUGUACCUGAAAGCUUGGCCUUUGGCACAGUUCUAGAAGGGUUGUCUGUGAGAGUCAGCUAUACACAGCCUACAAGAGUUGGACAUGUAGGAAAUAGCAACCAGGCCAGCAUCUCUGAAUUAAGAGGCUGCCCCUGUUUAUGGAUGACAUAGAAAGGGAGAUAGGCUUCCAUCAGGGAGAGAGCCUGAUGGGGGUCCCCAACAAGGCUGUUCCUAGUACCAGUGUCCAGAGCUGUCCUCUGACCUCCUGACUCCAGCUGCUGGGUCUGACUGAAGCUGGGCUGCUGUGGGGGCAGCAGGUACUCAAGGACUCCCACCAGCCAUCAAGAGGCUACCUCUCUGGCUGGGACCAGCCCAGCUAGUGGCUUGGUUUGUGUUCUUCACAUCAUGUCUAGAGGUAGUCUGCCUUAUCUGUGGGCUGAAGUGACAUGUGCCUGAGGCCUUUACCAGAAGCAAGACUGGGCCUGGGGGUCUGAGGGGCCUGAGGGAGGUUCACCUCUUGUGAGCUGUCCUGUCCUGAGGACUCUUUCCUGCCUCUUCCCCACCAUCUGUGGGUAAAGUCCUUAGAAGCUGGGCCCUCUCAAGCCAGCAGUCUCUACAAGUGUUAGAAAUCACAGAUAGAGUGUGUACUUAAUUACACUAAAUUAUCGCCGGGACUCCUCAUAAGCACUAAUUACACCUGAUUAUAGGUUAAAAUAUUUAUUUUGUCAAAAUAUUUUCUUGAGGAUGUAUUUAACCUUUUUUUGUUCAUUGUGUGCUGAAGUGUGAAGACUGCUUCUUCCUACCUUUUUGGCCAUCAGGCAGCAGCGAAGGAGCGUCUCCGGGUGCCCUAGAGUGACCUCUGCCCAGGUACUAAGAAGGCAGACUGGAGUUGGGCCGAGAGUCACCAACUCAUUUAUCUGUGCACGGGACAUGGGGGCUUGGAGCCAAAAGGGCUUCUUGGUAGCUGUGGCCCCGGCCAGCUUCCACUUACUCUGUCAGCCCCUCAGUGUGAGAGACUGUGACUUGGCUCGUUACCCUCGUCCUACCCACCUAGCCCACGCUGUCUGCCACUACACUGCUCAGCCAGGAAAGUGGUGGCUGGACCCUCCGUGGCCCAGGGCAGUGAGCUCCUUUGUUCCACCACAAAGCUCCCCUUUCCACUGUCCUCUGGCUGAUGGCCUCUCAGAUGGCGCAGGAUAGGUACUCUGGGGACCAGGUGGUCCUAGGUGGCUGGGAGGGCAGAGUGGGGCUUUUGUUCCUGCCUGGCCAGUCUGCAGCCUCCCUGUGUUCUGCUGUAGGGAUGCCUGGGUCUCCCUGUGUGCUCAGCCACACAGGAGGCCAAUAGGGGAGCAUGUCUCCACUUGGAGAUCCUCCCUUUGUGGCCAUCUGGAACCUGCUUAGCCCAGUGCGCAUCCCCAGCCCUUCACGUUCAUGGGGUCUAAGCUAGGCUUCCCCUAGCUCCCAAGAAUAACUGUCAAUCCUCUGUCCUGACUGCUCCCUCCUGCCACACUCAUGCCCUCAGGCUCUCUGGGAGAGCUGGGUAGUUUCUUCCUAAAGUUUGCACUUCCUUUGUGAGGAUCUGAGGAUCUUUGGAGCUGCUGAAAAGAUGGUGUUGAGUUUGUUAUUCUGUUGUCUCACGAGUCAGAUUCUUGUCCCUGUCCUGUUUCUGUGGGUAGAGCUGCUUCUGGAGGGUGGCUCAGAGUGACAACUAUUGUGUCUCCCUACCCCACUGGUUCUGCUUCCAAACACUGUCUCUAAUUUGUGUUCUUGCAUGUAAAGUACUCCACAAUAAAUAGUUGAACCAGC
This is a messenger RNA of Rattus norvegicus (Norway rat), 4775 nucleotides long. RefSeq names its product target of myb1 like 2 membrane trafficking protein (gene Tom1l2). Gene Ontology annotation, cellular component: endosome; membrane. Gene Ontology annotation, biological process: protein transport; negative regulation of mitotic nuclear division; signal transduction. NCBI's taxonomy places the organism in Eukaryota, Metazoa, Chordata, Mammalia, Rodentia, Muridae. The coding region runs from base 165 to 1739 and encodes 524 amino acids. Gene Ontology annotation, molecular function: clathrin binding; protein kinase binding; ubiquitin binding. The transcript is spliced from 16 exons. The record is from RefSeq and is marked validated.